This is a messenger RNA of Symphalangus syndactylus (siamang), 1330 nucleotides long. RefSeq names its product crystallin beta A2 (gene CRYBA2). Gene Ontology annotation, molecular function: structural constituent of eye lens. Gene Ontology annotation, biological process: visual perception; lens development in camera-type eye. The record is from RefSeq and is a predicted model, not a curated record. NCBI's taxonomy places the organism in Eukaryota, Metazoa, Chordata, Mammalia, Primates, Hylobatidae.
UUUCCAGCGCACCGCCUCCUCUCCUUCCUGGGCCCGAGGACUCCCCGGGGAGGCGGCGCAGGAUCCGGGAACGCACGCUUGGGAGGAAAGGGGCCGCGAUGGACCGAUCCUCCAGGAAAAAGAGGAGUGAGCACAGGAAGCGAAUCCUUUGGGCAGAGCCUUCUCUAUCUCCGCCCUAGCAUCGCCCAAAAGAGAGGCCUGGACUAGGUCCGAGGAAGGCUGGCGAUUUGACUCUGGGAAGAACUUCCGCUCAGCGAGUCAGCAGCGCGGUCUUAGCCCGAGGCUCCGGGGAGGCCAGGUCCCUUCAUCCCCGAGGGCCGGGACAGGGAGGGCGCGUUCUGCCCCGAGGCCUGGCGUGCCCUGCCUGGCUCAGGCUGGAAAGAAAGAAAGCGCGGAGUCAGCCUGGGCUGCGGCGGGCGCGGGGUGCGCGCCUCAGCACUUUCUGUUGUCUUCCCCGCGGGCUGGGGCCACAGCGGCGGCUGCGGGAGAGGCCUCGGCUCCCCAGCGGAGACCAGAGCGGAUCGCAGCCUGCCUGCUGACUCAGCGACCCCACCCCCGACGGAAAGGGUGCGGGCAGGGGGACAAGGCCCGGGUAUAAAGCUCGGCCCGCCCGGCCGCGCGCAGCCUCGCAGCCCGUCCAUUUCCUUCGCGUGCCGUUCUCACCCACCCGCCGCAUGAGCAGCGCCCCCGCGCCGGGCCUGGCGCCCGCCAGCCUCACGCUCUGGGACGAGGAGGACUUCCAGGGCCGUCGCUGUCGGCUGCUGAGCGACUGUGCGAACGUCUGCGAGCGCGGAGGCCUGCCCAGGGUGCGCUCGGUCAAGGUGGAAAACGGCGUUUGGGUGGCCUUUGAGUACCCCGACUUCCAGGGACAGCAGUUCAUUCUGGAGAAGGGAGACUAUCCUCGCUGGAGCGCCUGGAGUGGCAGCAGCAGCCACAACAGCAACCAGCUGCUGUCCUUCCGGCCAGUGCUCUGCGCGAACCACAAUGACAGCCGUGUGACACUGUUUGAGGGGGACAACUUCCAAGGCUGCAAGUUUGACCUCGUUGAUGACUACCCAUCCCUGCCCUCCAUGGGCUGGGCCAGCAAGGAUGUGGGUUCCCUCAAAGUCAGCUCCGGAGCGUGGGUGGCCUACCAGUACCCAGGCUACCGAGGCUACCAGUAUGUGUUGGAGCGGGACCGGCACAGCGGAGAGUUCCAUACCUACAGUGAGUUCAGCACACAGGCCCACACUGGGCAGCUGCAGUCCAUCCGGAGAGUCCAGCACUAGGCUCCAUGGCCCCAGACACCUUCCCUGAGGACACUCAAUAAAGGUUCCUGAAUAUUCCUGCC